Molecule: messenger RNA, 2190 nt
Organism: Penicillium daleae
Lineage: Eukaryota; Fungi; Ascomycota; Eurotiomycetes; Eurotiales; Aspergillaceae
Gene: catA
Product: catalase catA
Exons: 3
Coding region: 1-2190 (729 amino acids)
Biological process (GO): hydrogen peroxide catabolic process; response to oxidative stress
Cellular component (GO): cytosol
Molecular function (GO): catalase activity; heme binding
Source: RefSeq, a predicted model, not a curated record
AUGGCAGCUACAACAGCGAAGAAGAAUGCUAAAUCUGCGGGCGGCAAGUUCGCCGAUCUGCAGAAGGACACUGUCGAACUCAAUGACAAGGAUCAUAUGACUACCGACUAUGGCAUCAAGAUCUCUGAUCCAGAUCAUUGGUUGCGUGUGGCUAGUGAGAAGAAUGCUGGGCCCACGCUUUUGGAGGAUCAAAUUGCCCGGGAGAAGAUUAUGCGCUUCGACCAUGAACGCAUCCCCGAGCGAGUCGUUCAUGCCCGUGGAACCGGCGCCUUUGGUACAUUCAAACUUUUCGAGAGCGCAGAGGAUGUUACCACCGCUGGCGUCUUGACCGAUACAUCUCGCGAGACACCGCUGUUCCUGCGCUUCUCAACUGUUCAGGGCAGCAAGGGUAGCGCGGAUACUGUUCGCGACGUACGAGGCUUUGCUAUUAAGAUGUACACGGCAGAGGGAAAUUGGGAUCUCGUCGGCAAUAAUAUCCCCGUCUUCUUCAUCCAGGACGCAAUCAAGUUCCCGGAUGUUAUUCAUUCAGUUAAGCCCGAGCCGCAUAACGAAGUGCCUCAGGGUCAGAGCGCACAUAAUAACUUUUGGGACUUUGUGUAUAUGCAUUCAGAGACGACGCAUAUGAAUUAUUGGCAAAUGUCUGAUCGGGCUAUCCCGAGAUCUUUCCGGAUGAUGCAGGGCUUCGGUGUGAACACCUACUCUCUGAUUAACAAGGAGGGAAAGCGUCAUCUUGUCAAGUUCCAUUUCACCCCCGAGCUCGGCGUGCACUCGCUGGUUUGGGAUGAAGCCUUGAAGAUCUGCGGUCAGGACCCGGACUUCCAUCGCAAGGAUCUCAUGGAUGCCAUUGAUGCUGGUCACUUCCCACGCUGGAAGUUCGGUCUGCAACUUAUUCCCGAGGAGAAGGUGGAUGACUUUGAAUUUGACCCAUUGGAUGCGACCAAGGUCUGGCCCGAGGAGCUCGUGCCUAUCCGGUACAUCGGCCAAUUGGAGCUCAACCGCAAUAUCGACGAGUUCUAUCCCCAGACUGAGCAGGUUGCCUUCUGUACCAGCCAUAUCGUGCCUGGGAUCGAUUUCUCGAAUGACCCACUGCUGCAGGGUCGCAACUUUUCCUACUUCGAUACGCAGAUCUCUCGGCUCGGCCCGAACUGGGAGGAACUACCCAUCAACCGCCCCGUCUGUCCGUACAUGAGCCUGGUCAACCGUGACGGCGCCAUGAGGCACCGUAUCACGAAGGGCACAGUGAACUACUGGCCCAACCGCUUCCAUGCAAACCCGCCGGCCGAGCCAUCUCAGGGAGGCUUCACCAGCUACCCCGAGAAACAGCAAAGCAUCAAGGCACGCGCUCUACCCGAGAAGUUCAAGGAGCACUACAACCAAGCGCAGACUUUCUACAACUCCCUCUCCGAAAUCGAGAAACUGCACGUGGCCAAGGCUUUCUCCUUCGAGCUGGACCACUGCGAUGACCCCAUCGUGUACAAGCGUAUGACCGAGCGUAUCGCCGCUGUCAGCUCCGAGCUUGCGGAAAUGGUGGCGACCAACGUCGGCGGCGAUCUGCCAUCUAAGCCUCCCAGGGCCAACCACGGCAAGAAGGCAAAGGGUCUCAGCCAGCUCGAGUACCUCCCCGAGAAGCCCAUCAUUGAGACACGCCGCAUCGCGAUCCUUCUUGCCGACGGUUUCGACUACAACGCAUACGCCACCAUGAAAGACGCCCUCUCCGAGCGCGGCGCUUUCGUCUUCACGAUCGGCGCACAACGCAAGGGUGUCACAUCCGAGUCAGGACAGACGGUCGUGCCGGAUCAUUUCUUCACGGGUAUGCGAUCUACGCUGUUCGACGCUACGUUCAUCCCAGGUGGCAAGCACGUCGAGGAAGGUCUGGUGAAGAACGGCGUGGCCAAGUUCUGGGUUACCGAGUCCUUCGCCCAUCUCAAGCCCAUUGCUGGUGUUAACGAGGCCGUGCCUUUCAUCAAGAAACAGAUUGGCCUUGAUGAGGUUGAGAUUGCGUCACCUGGUACUUCGUUUGCGGAGUCGUAUGGUGUCGUGACUGGGUACGGAGAUGCGCCGUCGACGCUGAAGGUGGGAAAUGUUGGACCUGGUUCCAAGGGGUUGGCGGAAAAGUUUAUUUGGCACAUCUCGCGUCACCGUAAUUGGCAGCGAGAGCUGGAUGGAUUGUCUGAUCAGAUUGCGGCCUAA